AACCGCCGCAUGUGGCCCGCGGGCCAUAGUUUGAGGACCCCUAAGAGGGUCCGGUAGCAGUGAGGAGGGGGUAAAGCCCCUGAUUUGCACUUAGGGUUACUAGGUGGCUAACUCAAAUGGCUCAUUUACAUAGAAAUCCUGGAUGUACUCCUGGAAGUACGCUAUACGUCCAUACUUAUUUAACAGGGACCACACUACCGCCCUGCCACUAAUACAGCCAAUUUUACUUCCUUCUCGGCUCCCUUAGCUCUGCCAACGCUCUCUCUUAGGCCCGCCCCUCAAAGAUUGGCCCCCCCUCCCACUCGUAAGCCCCUUCCCUUGCCCUCUCUACCCUCCCUGGCUUCCAAAUACUGUAUCUCUUCCCCGCCCCCUUUUCUAUUUCUAAACAGGCAUGUUCCGGGCAGCUCACUUGACUCCGUAGAUUUACUAUGGGAUCGGUAGGGUCCUGAGCAUCCUGGACAGAGGAAAGCCUAUCCCGAGAAAAAAGGUUUGGAUUCCGCAGAAUAAUUUUACAUCGAGAUCUGCUGGAGAGUUAGUUUAUUUUUGGUCUUGGUGCAUCAAGGGAGGAAGCGGAGGGUGCGUGGGCCAGUCGAACCUGAGGCAGCCUGAAGGCCCCGUCAGGCGGCGCCGCGGGCAGCCGCGCAGCCGGGGCCUGGUGCAGCCGCCGCGGCCGCUGUCAGGGAAGCGCAAGCGCCCAAUGGAACCCGGCAGCGGUCGCUGCUGCUGAGGCGGCAGUGUCGGCAGUCCGACCCCGACCGCCCGCAUCUCCUCUGCGGAGGUCCCCCAGAGGCUUAUGUUGAAGGAAUCACAGAACAGAAUGUCUUCCCACCGUUGUCCAGAUCCAGAAGAGUCAGUUUACUCUCUGUGGCUUACUGGAACAGUUUUGCUUGGAAGCUGGAAAUCUGGCUGUGGCCAUGGGAGACACAGUAGUGGAGCCUACCCCCUUGAAGCCAACUUCUGAGUCGACUCCUGGCCCAGCAGGGAGUAACGGGGGCUCUUUGCUAAGUGUCAUCACGGAGGGGGUCGGGGAACUAUCAGUGAUUGACCCUGAGGUAGCCCAGAAGGCUUGCCAGGAGGUGCUGGAGAAAGUCAAGCUUUUGCAUGGAGGCGUAGCCAUCUCUAGCAGAAACUCCCCACUGGAGUUGGUCAAUGGGGAUGGUGUGGACAAUGAGAUCCGUUGCCUAGAUGAUCCACCUUCUCAGAUCAGGGAGGAGGAAGAUGAGAUGGGAGCCACUGUGGCCACAGGCACAGCCAAAGGAGCAAGAAGGCAGCGGCAGAAUAACUCAGCUAAACAGUCAUGGCUGUUGAGGCUGUUUGAAUCAAAACUGUUUGACAUCUCCAUGGCCAUGUCAUAUCUGUAUAACUCUAAGGAGCCUGGAGUGCAAGCCUACAUCGGCAACCGUCUUUUCUGCUUUCGCAAUGAGGAUGUGGACUUCUAUCUGCCCCAGCUGCUUAACAUGUACAUCCACAUGGACGAGGAUGUGGGUGAUGCCAUUAAGCCCUACAUAGUCCACCGCUGCCGCCAGAGCAUUAACUUUUCCCUCCAGUGUGCCCUGUUGCUUGGGGCCUACUCUUCAGACAUGCACAUUUCCACUCAACGACACUCCCGUGGGACCAAGCUGCGGAAGCUGAUCCUCUCAGAUGAGUUAAAGCCAGCUCACCGAAAGAGGGAGCUGCCUUCCUUGAGCCCAGCCCCUGAUACAGGGCUGUCUCCCUCUAAAAGGACUCACCAGCGCUCUAAGUCAGAUGCCACCGCCAGCAUAAGUCUCAGCAGCAACCUGAAACGAACAGCCAGCAACCCUAAAGUGGAGAAUGAGGAUGAGGAGCUCUCCUCCAGCACCGAGAGUAUUGAUAAUUCAUUCAGUUCCCCUGUUAGACUGGCUCCUGAGCGAGAAUUCAUCAAAUCCCUGAUGGCAAUCGGCAAGCGGCUGGCCACACUCCCCACCAAAGAGCAGAAAACACAGCGGCUGAUCUCGGAGCUCUCUCUGCUCAACCAUAAGCUCCCUGCCCGAGUUUGGCUUCCUACUGCUGGCUUUGACCACCACGUGGUUCGUGUACCCCACACACAGGCUGUUGUCCUCAACUCCAAGGACAAGGCUCCCUAUCUGAUCUAUGUGGAAGUCCUUGAAUGUGAAAACUUCGACACCACCAGUGUCCCUGCCCGGAUCCCUGAGAACCGAAUUCGGAGUACACGGUCUGUAGAGAACCUGCCCGAAUGUGGUAUCACCCAUGAACAGCGGGCUGGCAGCUUCAGUACUGUGCCCAACUAUGACAACGAUGAUGAGGCCUGGUCGGUGGAUGACAUAGGCGAGCUGCAAGUGGAGCUCCCUGAAGUUCACACCAACAGCUGUGACAACAUCUCUCAGUUCUCUGUGGACAGCAUCACCAGCCAGGAGAGCAAGGAGCCUGUGUUCAUUGCAGCAGGGGACAUCCGACGGCGCCUUUCAGAACAGCUGGCUCACACCCCCACAGCCUUCAAACGAGACCCAGAGGACCCUUCUGCAGUUGCUCUCAAAGAGCCCUGGCAGGAGAAAGUACGGCGGAUCAGAGAGGGCUCCCCCUAUGGCCAUCUCCCCAACUGGCGGCUCCUGUCAGUCAUUGUCAAGUGUGGGGAUGACCUUAGGCAAGAGCUCCUAGCCUUCCAGGUGUUGAAGCAACUGCAGUCCAUUUGGGAACAGGAACGAGUGCCCCUUUGGAUCAAGCCAUACAAGAUCCUUGUGAUUUCCGCCGAUAGUGGCAUGAUUGAACCGGUGGUCAACGCUGUGUCCAUCCACCAGGUGAAGAAACAGUCACAGCUCUCCUUGCUCGAUUACUUCCUACAGGAGCACGGCAGUUACACCACUGAGGCAUUUCUCAGUGCCCAACGCAACUUUGUGCAAAGUUGUGCUGGCUACUGCUUGGUCUGCUACCUGCUGCAGGUCAAGGACAGACACAAUGGGAACAUCCUUUUGGACGCAGAAGGCCAUAUCAUCCACAUCGACUUUGGCUUCAUCCUGUCUAGCUCACCCCGAAACCUGGGCUUUGAGACAUCAGCCUUUAAGCUGACCACAGAGUUUGUGGAUGUGAUGGGUGGCCUGGAUGGUGACAUGUUCAACUACUAUAAGAUGCUGAUGCUUCAAGGGCUGAUUGCUGCUCGAAAACACAUGGACAAGGUGGUGCAGAUUGUGGAGAUCAUGCAGCAAGGUUCUCAGCUCCCUUGCUUCCAUGGCUCCAGCACCAUUCGCAACCUCAAAGAGAGGUUCCACAUGAGCAUGACAGAGGAGCAGCUUCAGCUGCUGGUGGAGCAGAUGGUGGAUGGCAGCAUGCGGUCCAUCACCACCAAACUCUAUGAUGGCUUCCAGUACCUCACCAAUGGCAUCAUGUGAUAUCCUUCUUCUCAGGCCCAGGGGCCCUCCCAGAGGAGCCCUUGUCUGAGAAACCCCAAACCAGGAAACCACCUGCCCAACCAUCCACCCAAGGGAAAUGGAAGGCAAGAAAUACAAAGGAUCAUGUAUCUUGUGGUAACAGGCAAGAGCUUGUCAUGGGGUGGGAGAGCCAGCUCUGGGGUCCAGACUUGCUGGGGCUUCCCUGUCCUCCAGCACUACGUCAGUAUUACCACCUGACUGACUCCAGGACUCACUGCCCUCCAGAGAACAGAGAUGAAUGUGAGGGACGCCAGGGCCUGUCUUCUCCUCGCCAGGAUCUGAGAGGUUCUCUGCAGGCCACCUACUUCAUCUGUUCUGGGUCCCAAGGGGGACGAGUAGGUCUUUGGCACUUAAGACUCAAUCCUGUGGCUGGCCUUUGGCCAGGCUACUGCCCAACUGUGCCCCUCCCAGGGACUGGCCCUAGCCUAAGUUCCCCUGGCAGGGCUCUACACCUGCUGAGGUGCCUACCACAGGGGCAAGGACAGGAAUUACCACAACCCCUCCCACGUAUGAGGGGUACGUGGCAUAGCCACAGGAAUUCCUUACCCUGAUCCCUUCCCCACACCCAGGGAAAUAGCUCUCAAUUUUUUAUUUUUAAAUUUUUGUUUUAAAUAAAGUCCUUAGUUAGCCAUC
Nycticebus coucang (slow loris) is the source of this 4037-nucleotide messenger RNA. It is a transcript of the gene PI4KB, whose product is annotated as phosphatidylinositol 4-kinase beta. Gene Ontology annotation, molecular function: 1-phosphatidylinositol 4-kinase activity. Bases 915 to 3365 code for a protein of 816 amino acids. Gene Ontology annotation, cellular component: cytoplasm; membrane. The transcript is spliced from 13 exons. The record is from RefSeq and is a predicted model, not a curated record. NCBI's taxonomy places the organism in Eukaryota, Metazoa, Chordata, Mammalia, Primates, Lorisidae. Gene Ontology annotation, biological process: phosphatidylinositol phosphate biosynthetic process; phosphatidylinositol-mediated signaling.